AUGCCACUCCUAGAAAAUAUUGGAAGAGUUGAUAGAGUGUUCAUACCAAUUACAGAUGAGAACCACCAUACGCUGCUUGUCUUUGACACCGGUGCAGCAAAAUGGACACACUUCAACUCAUUCAGGGGGACAUCAGAACAAACUCUCCAAUAUUAUCACAAGAAGGCAAUUGUUUUGGUUGAGACAACAAAUAUAUUCCUCUGUCUUCUUAAGGAAUGUGCUGCAGUAUCACUGAAAACAAAACUCGUCCAAAUUCCUGAUUUUGAUGCCAAGAAGCCGAGAGGGCUUAAUGAAGCUUCAGCUAGAAUGAUAACAAAAAUACUUGCCAGCAACGAACUUACACCAGAAUAUGCUCAGACAAUGAAGUAUCUGAUUUGUCAUGAUACUACUAACUUCAAGCUGACUGAGAACAGAGAAUGUCCCCAACAAGCAAACAAUUCGUAA
Prunus armeniaca (apricot) is the source of this 444-nucleotide messenger RNA. NCBI's taxonomy places the organism in Eukaryota, Viridiplantae, Streptophyta, Magnoliopsida, Rosales, Rosaceae. The record is from the annotation of a GenBank genome assembly.